AGAUGCCUCAACACGAGAUCAAAGAUUCCAAUCUAAUGGCUUUUGCGCAAUGCUUGCGUUCUGAUCAAGCACGAGUCUUUGUAUCACUCGCACUUCUCUAGACAUUUUAAUCUGAACUCCGAAGCACGUUCUUUCCCCGCGACCUAACAUCACUUCUCUGUUCUUUCUUUGCCAUCCGUACCCCCCUCUCUAUUCCGGCGAGCGUUUACUCACCGCCGGCAAGACAAGCGGUUCCUGCCGGUCUUACAGAUUUUGCACAGCGGACUGGACAUGGCGAUGCUUACUGCCUCCCGUCGCCUCUCAUGUGCAUCGACGACGUCGCCAUUGGUAUGGAAUUUGCGUGCCGCUUGGUUGAGGUCAUUCUCAACAUCGUUCAGGGAGGAGAGAGACACCUUUGGACCUAUCCUUGUUCCCUCCGACAAGUUGUGGGGGGCUCAGACUCAGAGGUCAUUGCAGAACUUUGAUAUCGGUGGUGAACGUGAACAAAUGCCAGAACCUAUCAUUCGUGCCUUUGGCAUUCUUAAGAAAUGCGCAGCCAAGGUGAACAUGGAAUAUGGUCUUGAUCCAUCUAUUGGGAAGGCAAUAAUGCAGGCUGCUCAAGAAGUUUCCGAGGGAAAGCUCAAUGAUCAUUUUCCACUUGUCAUAUGGCAGACAGGAAGUGGGACUCAAAGCAACAUGAAUGCUAAUGAGGUAAUUGCAAAUAGGGCGGCUGAGAUUCUUGGCCACAAACGUGGAGAAAAGCUUGUGCAUCCAAAUGAUCAUGUUAAUAGAUCUCAAUCUUCAAAUGACACAUUUCCAACCGUGAUGCAUAUUGCUGCAGCAGUUGAAAUAAAUUCAAGAUUUAUACCGAGCUUGAAACAAUUACACACUUCACUAAAUUCAAAGUCUCUCGAAUUCAAAGAUAUCAUCAAGAUAGGACGCACACACACACAAGAUGCAACACCUUUAACUCUUGGACAGGAAUUCAGUGGGUAUGCUACUCAAGUAAAAUAUGGAAUUGAAAGAGUCAUGUGCACCCUACCCCGUAUGUAUCAGCUUGCACAAGGUGGUACUGCUGUAGGAACAGGAUUGAAUACAAAAAAAGGGUUUGAUGCAAAAAUUGCUGCAUCAGUAGCUGAGGAAACUAACCUACCAUUUGUUACAGCUGAAAACAAAUUUGAAGCUCUGGCUGCACAUGAUGCUUUUGUUGAAACUAGUGGAGCCCUAAACACGAUUUCUGCUUCUCUUAUGAAGAUUGCAAAUGAUAUACGCUUAUUAGGAAGUGGUCCACGUUGUGGCCUUGGAGAACUUAUUCUUCCUGAAAAUGAGCCUGGCAGCAGUAUCAUGCCUGGGAAGGUUAAUCCUACUCAGUGUGAGGCUCUCACGAUGGUUUGUGCUCAGGUUAUGGGAAACCAUGUGGCAAUUACAAUUGGUGGUUCAAAUGGCCAUUUUGAACUGAAUGUAUUCAAGCCACUGAUUGCUAGUGGUCUUCUGCGUUCACUGAGGUUGCUUGGGGAUGCAUCUACUUCCUUUGAGAAAAAUUGUGUUAGGGGGAUACAAGCCAAUCGUGAAAGGAUUUCAAAGUUACUACAUGAGUCCCUAAUGCUUGUUACUGCUUUGAACCCUAAAAUUGGAUAUGACAAUGCUGCUGCAGUUGCCAAGAAAGCACACAAAGAAGGAACUACUCUGAAGGAUUCUGCAAUGAAACUUGGAGUGCUUACUUCUGAAGAAUUUGACAAGCUUGUGGUACCCGGAAAGAUGAUUGGCCCCUCUGACUGACCUUAGAAAGAUGUAGGUGCUCUUAUGAACUGAGCAAUUCCUGAACUUCAGAGCCAAUUGCCCCGAAGUUCUAUUCUUGCACAACCUCCCAUCUCCAAUUGUUGGUUGGAUGGGGGUGGAUAUGAAGUGCUUAGAGAUGAUAAGGUUGUAACAUUGAUGUAUCAUGUACGAUAAAUAACUUGUUUUUUGGUGGUUGAUUUUUGGCUCAUGCAACCUGUCCUUAGCAGUUGCUUUAGGUUAACAAGGAGACCUCUCUUUCCCCUUUUAGAGUAAACAGCAAUUUGGAGGUAAAUACAUCUGUAGGCUAUGGAGAGGGUGAGGGGCCCAAGAAGUCUGGAAUUGUGGAUGACAUUUCCAGAGAGGCUCUCCUCUGAAAUAAAUAUUUUGUUGUGAAAGUAAAGAACCAGUUUUAUACUUGUAUUAUUCGUUAAAAGGAGAAAUGCACAUUUCUUCCCCUUUCCUUUC
Nelumbo nucifera (sacred lotus) is the source of this 2223-nucleotide messenger RNA. RefSeq names its product fumarate hydratase 1, mitochondrial. Gene Ontology annotation, biological process: fumarate metabolic process; malate metabolic process; tricarboxylic acid cycle. Lineage: Eukaryota; Viridiplantae; Streptophyta; Magnoliopsida; Proteales; Nelumbonaceae. The record is from RefSeq and is a predicted model, not a curated record. Gene Ontology annotation, cellular component: mitochondrion. Gene Ontology annotation, molecular function: fumarate hydratase activity.